UAUAGAUGUUCGGUAGGAAAAGCUUGCGUGUCACAGAACGCUGAGGAACAUUAAACACUGUUAUGGAACACACUGGAAAGAGAAGAAGAGGAAGAAGAAAAAGAAGUUUAAGAAGUAUAAAUGUCUUGUUUCUGCAAUAGUGAGUGGUUUCGGGUACUAACAUAAAAAAAGGCAGAAUUUGGCCGUUCAUCAUUCGAAAUCUCAAAGUGUUUUUGCAAUUAUCAUAAAUUUGUGUUGGCAAGUAGAGAACAUGAAGGGGCUUCCUUCCUGUUCGUACCCCUGAAAAAGCUCUGCUGUUCAAGGGAGAGUGAAUUUUUAUGAACUCUUAGAUUCUUUUUAUCUUUUAUGACACUUAGAUUAUGUCACAAGUAUGCAACACUUUUAAUUAUGCGACACAGAUCUUCAUACACCAUUUCUCACGCCAAUCGCGUCACCUACUUCUAUAUCUCUCUGAAGAACUUGAUAUUCCUCACAGUGCUUGUCGUUCUUCGCGCAUAGAACCUUCACAUUACCCAAUCACUACCGGUAGGGUGCAAGGUUCCCCUACUUUGGUAUUUCGGGUCAUCUGACGUUUGCGCCGUGGGCUGUUGUCCCGUUACUUCCCCGCACGCGCCUACCGCCGCCGCCGCCGCCGCCGCCACCGCCGUCUGCCUCCGCCUUCUCUCUCGUGCGUUGACCUACCUGGCCUCUCACCUGAAACUAGGCAGAAACGCGGUGUGGACACACGGCGAAAUGGUCUCCGGUGAGCUUGGAAUGUUCCUUCAGUAAAUUGUGUUUCCUGCUAGUUUCAAUGUAAUGGAGAUGGAAAAGAAGAGCAAGAAAUCGGCCGCGAAGACGUCCCGGAAGAGCCAGAAUCAACGUGAGAGAGGUGCUGCGAGAGACGUGCUUGCGGGGAAGGAGGCGGCAGCAGAUAACGGAUGCGAUGACGGUGAUGCGGGGGCGGGGUGUAUGAAGGGUAGUGGCGUGGAGGACGUGGCGGGACGUCAUAUGGGAGACGUGCCUUUGAGUAGGGAUGAGGGAGAUGGUGAAUCGACAUCAGACGCAGCAUCAGAGGACAGUCGAGUGUCUCCGGCGAUGCAGAAAGAAAAAUCAGGAUUUAACAUGAAGUUAGAAUUUGAUGCAAUGUCGCUUUUGCUCCUUGCCCUGGGGCUUGCCACCAGGAUGUAUAAGCUGGAGGAGCCCCGUAGUAUAGUAUUUGAUGAACUUCAUUAUGGAAAAUACGCCAGUUUGUAUAUGAAGCAAACUUUUUUCUUUGAUACACACCCACCUCUUGGAAAGCAACUUAUUGCUGCGGUGGCAUACUUUGCAGGAUUUGAUGGGCAGUUCAAGUUUGAUAGAAUUGGCAGUUCAUAUUCGGAAUCAGUUCCUCUGUUUGCAUUACGUCUGGUUCCUGCUGUAUGUGGCAGUUUACUCAUACCCACAGCAUACCAUUUAAUUCUCGAAUUGGGUUUCUCACAAUGGACAGCUGUGCUUGCAGGAUUUCUUCUUCUUUGUGAUAAUGCCAUGUUAACCCAAUCACGAUUUAUUCUUAUGGAGUCCAUGUUGGUGUUUUUUGCACUUUUUGGGUUAUUGUGCAUUUUAAAGUUCCGGCGUUAUCAUACCAAUCCAUUUUGUUUCCAAUGGUGGCUAUGGCUCACAUUGGGUUCAGUGUCAUUAACAUUUGCUCUUUGUGUCAAAUACGUUGGCUUCUUCUCCUGUUGCCUCGGACUGGCCAUUGUAGGCCGUGAUUACUGGAGAAUGCUAGGUGACAGGAAGCGCACAGAUUCUGCUCUGUGCUUCCACUUAUUUGUGCGAAGCUUUGUGACGAUGAUUGUGCCAUUUGUUGUAUAUGUGGGUAUCUUUUACCUGCAUCUCACGGUUUUGUAUAAAGCAGGACCUCAUGAUAGUGUAAUGACAAGUGCUUUCCAAGCCAGCUUAGAGGGAGGAUUGGCAUCAAUUACUCGUGGUCAGCCUUUGGAAGUAGCUCAUGGUUCCCAGGUGACAUUAAGACAUACACAUGGUCGAACUUGCUGGUUGCAUAGUCAUACACAUGUGUAUCCCAUACGAUACCCGGAUAAGCGAGGCUCUUCCCAUCAACAGCAAGUAACAUGUUACUCAUUCAAAGAUGUGAACAAUUGGUGGAUUGUGAAGAGACCAGAUAGAAGUGAUCUUGUUGUAUCACAACCUGUUGAUGCUAUUCGGCAUGGUGAUGUGGUUCAGUUGGUGCAUGGUAUGAGUAGUCGGGCUCUCAAUUCUCACGAUGUGGCUGCUCCCAUGUCACCUCAGAAUCAGGAAGUGAGCUGUUAUAUUGAUUACAAUGUAUCAAUGCCUGCUCAGAAUCUGUGGAAAGUGGAAAUAAUUAACAGAGAUCAAGUAGGUGAAGUCUGGCAUACAAUUGAGUCCUUGGUUCGCCUCAUUCAUGUAAAUUCAACUCAAGCAUUAAAAUUUAGUGGCCGUCAGCUCCCAGAAUGGGGUUUUAACCAACACGAAGUGGUGACGGACCGCAUUCAUAAUCAAGAUGAUACAACAUGGAAUGUUGAGGAACAUCGGUACACUAAAAGUGAGGACCAGAAAGAUAGAGAAAGAGAAAUGGUAAAUGCUGAAAUGAUCCCUUUACGUGCCACUAGUCUGUCUUUCUGGGAGAAAUUUUUGGAGCUUCAGUACAAAAUGUUCUUUGCCAAUCAGGAAAAUGUACAAAAUCAUAUGUAUAGUAGUGACCCUACUGAAUGGCCACUAAUGGUUAGAGGAAUAGCAUAUUGGGUUAGUGCUGAUAGCAACGCCCAGGUACAUUUGUUAGGAAAUAUCAUUGUGUGGUAUUCUGGAACUUUUUUGCUUGGUUUGUACUGUUUCUUGUUGACUUGUUAUCUCCUAAGAAGAAGAAGAUUGUGUCAAGACUUGAGUAAAGAAACGUGGGACAGUUUUGUUACUAUGGGAGAGAUUCUGCUGAUGGGCUAUUUGUUUCAUUACAUUCCAUAUUUCUUUGUUGACCGCACUCUCUUUUUGCAUCACUAUUUGCCAGCAUUCACUUUUAAAGUUCUUCUUUCUGCCACCAUGGUGGAACAUUUAUAUCACUUUUUGAGGGAAACUCUACAAGGAACUGUCAGAGUAGUAGCAUUACUGUUAUUUAAAAUUACUACUGUGUGGUGGUUGUUGGUAGUGUUUGUUGUGUUUCGUGGAUUUUCUGUGCUGAGUUAUGGCACAACACCGUUAACUGCUUCAGAUCUGUUACGGCUACGAUGGAGAGAUUCUUGGGAUUUCAUUGUUCAUCGUCAGUGAAAUUCAUGUUUGAAAUUAUACAAUUGUUGGUCUAGUGGAGGAUUUUAUGCUACAGUGUAGAAACUCCAUGUAUUACAAAGAUAGGCUUUGCACAGAUGUGGUUAUAUCACAGCCUACGUGAGUUGUGUGUGUGUGUGUGUGUGUGUUUGACAUCACAAUAUAAGAAUUUUAAUUUUUAUAUGUAUUCUGUAAAUUAUUCUGUUUUGGUUGUAAAGAGUAGUAAUAUGUAUGGUGAGGUGAAUACAAUAGUAGUUUAAAUGUUUGUCUGUGCCAGUUGUCACAGAAAUAUUUGAAAAUGCUCUGAAACCUAAAUAACUUGAUGAAAAAUGGAAAGAGAAGGAAAUUGAAGUUAUUGACAAUUUUGAUACGUUGAAAUUUAUGUUACUGAGGUAAUAAUGAAGGCUGAGGUUAACUAAGUCUUGCUUUCCUCUGUGUACUUAUAGUUUAAUAUUUAAAUGCACUCAAUUGUCUCAAUGCAAAAUUAGGUAAAAUUAUUUACAAAGUAAUUUAAUGUUCUUUUGGAAAAACUCAUUGAGGAAGACAAAUCAUUAAAAAGUUGUGCAAACAGGGCCUGUGAAAGCACAAAAUAUACCUAUUUAUUUUAUUCGAGUGCUUAAAUAUUUGUUGCAAUCUAUGGACUGACCGUUGACUGGUCAGCACUGGAAGAGGUGAAAGUUUCAGUGGAUGUUAAUUAGGUUUUGAUUGCACCAUACCCUUUUUUAAUGUCCGAUAUUGGGAGGUAUAAACAAGUAUUUCAAAACCACUUUUCAGUGAGCUUAAUGCUAUGCUGUCAAAGCAGCCACAUCACAAGGAAACAAAGACUGUCUACUCUUCUAGAAUAUUUCAGUCUUGAGUAGAAGCAAAUCAGUGCAAAGGUUCCAAGGACUCCUAAAAAAAUACAGAUUUAGAUUAUCAAAGGUUUUGUUUUAUAAUAUUUGACGUAUUGAAAUAAAUAAAUAGGGUCAUGCGUAGAGAAGACAAAGCCCAAAGAAAAAAUUAUCUUAAUUUGUUAUGAAUGUUGCACUGUGUUAGCAAACUGUUUUGAAGUAACUAAUUUAAUGUCUUGUAAUAAAGUUGUAUUUUUCAGCUUUAUUAUCAACAGUGAUGACAAAGAUUGUCAUGUCCGUUACUAUUGAGCCAGUGAUGGUGUAAAUGAUAUUACUGUUCUAUGAAAGAGUUAAGAUGAUAUUAAAGCGGAGUUCAAAAGGAUUAUGGUGCAAUUGCUAUGUUUAUGAACAUUUAUUAGAAUAAUUUAUUUUUUGUCUUUGAUAUUAUUACCCAGUAUGUUCGUUGUUGUUGUUAUAGUAGUAGUGACAAACUGUUGUCUGCACGUUAAAUCUAGGAUUAUGAGGAGUUUAACAGAACCAGUCUGUUUUCUUCUAAUGUCUGCCUUUUGCUGUACUAGCUUAUCAUUCAUUUUUGUGAGAGCUUAAAAUUGUUAAUUGUGAAAUGUUCAAUUCCUUAAAUAUUAUUGGGCAUCAUAUCUUUGUGAGAUAUUAUCCUUUAUUUACUCAGCUCAUCAAAUUCAUUUGCGAAACAUUUCUUUAUCAUUUUGAAAAGUACUUUAAGUACUUUUUUUACUUAAAGCUUGAUAAAGGAAAUAGGUGUGAUAUAUAACAAAAAUAAGUUAAAAUAUUUUUAUUAUUUCCACAGUGUGCGAGUAUAUUUCUCCACUUUAUUUCAUAUAGACAGCAAUACAAAAUAGGGUUGCAUUAAUAUUUAAAGUUUGCCAGGACAAGUACGAAAUUAAGAAACAGGAAAAUGUUUUUUUGUUCCUAUUUUUCAUUCAUGCAGAUCACAUACCCAUAUCAAAUUAUUAGAUUAAACAUUAAUAGAGAUUAAUAAUGAAUGGUUACUUAACAGACCAGAAGCAGUAGAUUGUUUUGAAUGUCUUCUAAGAUUACCUCAUUCCAUUUUCUACAAAUUAAACAUGAUUUGAAUGUGGGUAUUCACAUGAGAAUGAAGAAUUUUCUAACCAUCGCUCUAAUGAUCUCUCUGAAUAUCAAUGUUGACCUCAAAAUAUGACACAUACUAUCAUUAUCAAAAAUAUGCCUUUCAGUUCAGAAAAUCAGAAAUUUCUGUUAUGACAAGAGUUCAUUGUUGAUUCACUUAGUAUGGUUUCAAAUUUUGUUGGUAAGCACAAAUUUCAAAUUUUAGCUAGUUUGUUUGCAAUUUCCGACUGUCGAGAUUGCACAUUUUUUUAUGUAAGCAUUGUAGAGGUGUCAUUGAUUUACCUCUUUGAGAGUUUUUUGGAGUAGUUUGGUAAACUUCAAGAGGAGAUUUAGCAAUGGGAGAUUCACAUGAUUUUAUUGCCAUUACAACAUCAUCUUUGGUAACAUCUUUGUACACAAAAUACUCCAAGAAAUUCUUGAUUUGUAUUUGAGAAGCAUUGUGGAUCAGUUUCUUUGUGACCUCAACAGAAAUUCAUGAAUGUGUUUUCUGAAUGAUGAAUGAUAUUUUUAUUGUGAAGAAUUAUGAUGCUAUCACUCAUUACUCUAACCAUGGUUAUAAGACUGAUGAAAUAUAAUACUCAUUUUUAAAACUUGACCUUAUUUACACCCAUGAGUUGUAAAAUGCAAAACUGCAGGGUAUUUUGAUACCAGUGUAUGAUGUAUUCUUGAUUUAAUAUUGAUUAAACUACCUUCAAGAAUCAAUGUUAUGUCAAGAAUUCAGUGAUUAAUAUCGUUAUUUGGAUGUAGAACCUGGGUUCAGUACAUCCAUACUUAGUGUUGCCUGUGUUUUGAAUCGUUUUUAAACUUUCUUGCCUCAAAAAUGAUAUUCUUCUUUCAAUUUUGAUUUUACAUGGUACUUCAUUAAUGUUAAUACUCUAUAAUUUUGUCGUUCGUUUUAGAUAUUAUUAUAUGGACUGUGGCUUUGUUAUUGUAAAUAUUUGUUUAAUUCAUGUAUAUAGAGAAGUUUUCAUUAGAGAUACAUUUUUUAUUAAACAAGAUACUAAAUAUGAUGUGAUAUAAAUAUAAAGGUUUGCUGCUAUUGCUAAUACUUAUAUGAUUCAGUAUGUGUAAGGCUCAUUUUGUAAAUUUUGAUCCUUUACUGGAGACUUCUCUCAAAAAGCAGCAAUGUUUUUCUUAUGUGAAAGUUAGAUAUAUGUUCGAGAGUAAUAAAGCAGCUAUAUUAUUUAUUUUAAUGUUAUGUACCUGUGCUGUAUUGGUGUAGGCAGAAAGAACAAUAUAUUUUUAUCAUGAAUAUAAUUCAUAUUGUGUGACUUUUCUUCAAAUAGUUUCCAUAAUAUUUAAUUUAAAAAUAAAACUUAAUUACUUCCA
This is a messenger RNA of Gryllus bimaculatus (two-spotted cricket), 6536 nucleotides long. Lineage: Eukaryota; Metazoa; Arthropoda; Insecta; Orthoptera; Gryllidae. The record is from the annotation of a GenBank genome assembly.